This is a messenger RNA of Hemibagrus wyckioides, 1410 nucleotides long. RefSeq names its product claudin 15a (gene cldn15a). The record is from RefSeq and is a predicted model, not a curated record. Gene Ontology annotation, molecular function: structural molecule activity. Gene Ontology annotation, biological process: cell adhesion; bicellular tight junction assembly. Gene Ontology annotation, cellular component: plasma membrane; bicellular tight junction. Bases 246 to 917 code for a protein of 223 amino acids. The transcript has 5 exons. Lineage: Eukaryota; Metazoa; Chordata; Actinopteri; Siluriformes; Bagridae.
CGAGAGAGAGAGAGAGAGAGAGAGAGAGAAGGGGAGGGUAAAACAGCCUCAUAAAUCAUUGAUUUGCUUGCUUUAUACUCAGCAUCUUCCUAAAAGUUGUCUCACAGGGUGAGCGCUCGUUCUUCACGGCUAACUGGACAUGUGCACACUGACACAGUGAAAAGUGAAGUACAAGGUGACAAGAUUGUGGAGUAGGCUACAAAAUUGCAAAUACUGUCCCAUUUGGUUUACACAGAAAGCAAUAAAUGGAUCCAAUUGUUGAAGUGGUGGCCCUGUUGCUCGGGUUUUUGGGCUGGAUUAUGGUAGGGAUCACCCUACCGAACCGCUACUGGAAAACCUCCACCGUGGAUGGGAAUGUUAUCACCACCUCCACUCUGUAUGAGAACCUGUGGAUGUCAUGCGCUACUGACUCGACCGGAGUGCACAACUGCCGAGAGUUCCCCUCACUGCUCGCCCUCUCUGGUUAUCUUCAGGCAUCAAGGGCUCUUAUGAUCACUGCUGUGGUUUGCGGGACAUUUGGGCUGGUUGCCACCCUCAUAGGCAUGCAGUGCUGCAAAGCAGCUGAGGACAACCCAGUUCUUAAAGGAAAGCUUGCUGGAACUGGAGGUGUCUUCUUCAUCCUACAAGGCUUGUGCACAAUGAUAUCUGUGUCCUGGUAUGCAUUCAACAUCACCCAGGAAUUCUUCAAUCCAAUUUACCCAGGCACAAAGUAUGAGAUAGGAGAGGGAUUGUAUAUUGGAUGGUGCUCUGGGACUCUUGCCAUCUGUGCAGGAGCAUGUCUGUUAUUUUCCUGCAAAACUCAGACAGAUGACAAACCCGCAUAUACAUAUCAACCCUCCAGAGGAACCAUAUACUCUACAGGAGCAGCAUCAAGAAGAGAUGCUCAAAGCACUUAUGACAAGAAUGCAUAUGUCUGAUAAACCAUCAAACAGCCAACCAGACCAGUGCAGGUCAACUCCAUGUAUAAAAAAUAAUAAAGACCCAGAGUGUAUUCAUGUCCAUUUAUCCAGAGUGCUAAUAUGUAAAUAUGUAGACUUGUACAAGACUUGGAAGCAUUGUAUGUUAGAUGGAAUCAAAUUGUGAAGCCGCAUUUUUUUUGCAUGCCGAUUUUGUGCCAAUACUUGAAGCAACACAACUUAGUGAAUAUCUGAGUUAUUUUUAAACCUGUGUUUUGUUUGGUUUUUUAAAUAAAUCUGUUAUACAGAAAUGCCUUGAAAUUAUCCUACUUUUAUACAGAAUUUGUAAUAUUUUAAAUUACGCAUUCAUUUGUUUUUUAAUAAUGUACAGGAAUGUUGAUGCUAUAUUUCACAAAAUAGAUGAAUCAUCUUGCUGGAUUAUGUGUGAUAUGUAUAAUUCCCUGGCACAUCCGAAAGAAAGGCAUAUAAUUCUUUUUUAUUGCUAUAAUAAGUG